AUGCCGGAAGCGCUGGGAGCAAGAAGGGGCGUCACCAGUCCGACUCGUCAAUGUCCGCAUUCUCUCGAGACACACCAGCUCCCCAGCGAGCCCAAUCCCCCAACUCCGAAAAUGUCUCUCCGCCGGACCAGCAGUUUGAGCAUGCCUCCCGGUCACUCACGCGAGCAUCUUUCGAUGGGCGAGGCCAUGUGCAAGACGCUGCGAGCCGCUCCAGGUGCCGACGACGCAAUCGUGUGGUACACGACGGACUAUGGAUGCUCAAGCUCAUCGAAUCUCAUCGAGACGGCCAAAGUGUGGACGCUGCCCAAAACGCCUGGGACUUUCACACCGUUAGGGACCUCGGCCACCUCUCCCUCCCUCCCUCCCUUACAGAACCCUUACCAACCACGGCGCGAAAUGGGCAACAACAAGCGAGCAAGGAGGCAUGCCGACGACGCCGACAAGUACUACAUUUCCUCUCCGGAUCCUACAAAGCACGAACUACGGAUCCUCGUCCGCAAGAAACAGCAGCGGAGGUAUCUCGACGCCAAGGUCAGGCUGGAGCAAUCUUAA
Zymoseptoria tritici IPO323 is the source of this 552-nucleotide messenger RNA. RefSeq lists its product as uncharacterized. NCBI's taxonomy places the organism in Eukaryota, Fungi, Ascomycota, Dothideomycetes, Mycosphaerellales, Mycosphaerellaceae. The transcript has 3 exons. The record is from RefSeq and is a predicted model, not a curated record. Bases 1 to 552 code for a protein of 183 amino acids.